Theileria annulata is the source of this 600-nucleotide messenger RNA. RefSeq lists its product as uncharacterized. The record is from RefSeq and is a predicted model, not a curated record. The transcript has a single exon. Bases 1 to 600 code for a protein of 199 amino acids. NCBI's taxonomy places the organism in Eukaryota, Apicomplexa, Aconoidasida, Piroplasmida, Theileriidae.
AUGUUAAUACAUUUUAAGAUUAAUUUAAUUUAUUUAACGCUAUUGUUUGGGAUUAUUGGUUUAAAUGGAGAGAAGAACGAGCAGGUUACAAUCGAUAUAAACAAGGAUGCUACGAACCCUAGGAAAAAUCACUAUAUAGUCAACAGGGAUAUUGUUUCCAUUGCUCCCGAUGGAUACACUGAGCACAUUUACGAGGAUGACAGUCUUUUUGACAUCACCAACUUGUUCUUUGGGAAAAAGAAACUAGAGGUUGGGACUAAGGAGCUGUCCGCCAAAUCAGUGGAAAAGGUGGGUGUUUUCUGGAAACAUGAAACUCCUGUACUUCUUUACUUCAAGCAGGCUCGGACUGUGAACAAUAAAGUGUACAUCUACUACAAACUGACGAGCAAGAAAGACUGGGCCAAAGUUGACUUAACUGAGGAGCUAUCCAAGCGUUUACCUCUCUCUGGUGAAGACCUUAAAAAUGUGCUAACUGACAUCGUAAAUGAUUUGGGCGAAAUUCCCGAAGAUCGACCUAUUUCAGGAAUUGGGUCAUUCCACUUGUCCUCAAUUUCUAUAUCUCUUCUCCUUCCAAUCCUUUUAACCAUUUUUUUCCAAUGA